CUUGAUUCUAUACUGCCACUCUUGGCAUGAGCUGCACAGCACACACGAGUGAAAAGGAUCUUUCUCAUUCACUCAUUCUUUCACACACAUGUGCACUGAACUGAGCAUGGAGAACAUCAGCACGCAGCCUCAGAAGCACAUGGAGAGAUGCAUGAGUUCCAUGCAGACUGGCACUCAAAUGGUGAAACUGCGUGGAGGAUCUAAAGGGCUGGUGCGCUUCUUCUACUUGGACGAACACAAGUCCUGCAUCCGCUGGAGGCCCUCCAGAAAAAAUGAGAAAGCCAAAAUCUCGAUCGACUCCAUUCGGGAAGUGUGUGAGGGGAAGCAGUCAGAGAUUUUCCAGCGGUAUGCUGAUGGAAGCUUUGACCCCAACUGCUGCUUCAGCAUCUACUAUGGCGAGCACAUGGAAUCUCUUGAUCUGGUGUCAGGUACAGGAGAAGAAUCUCGCACCUGGAUAACGGGCCUUAAGUACCUUAUGGCGGGAAUCAGCGAUGAAGACAGUCUGGCCAAACGACAGCGCACCCGUGACCAUUGGCUUAAGCAGACCUUCACAGAGGCUGAUAAGAAUGGAGAUGGCUGUCUCAGCAUCAGUGAAGUCCUACAGCUCCUGCAUAAGCUCAACGUCAACCUGCCCAGACAGAAGGUCAAGCAAAUGUUUAAGGAGGCAGAUACGGAUGAUAAGCAGGGCACUCUGGAUUUUGAAGAGUUCUGCUCUUUCUAUAAGAUGAUGUCAACGCGGCGAGACCUGUACCUGCUGAUGCUCACCUACAGCAAUCAUAAAGAUCACCUUGACACAGACGACCUCAUCCGCUUCCUUGAGACUGAACAAAAGAUGACCAACGUCACAAAAGAGCACUGCCUCGAAAUUGUUUCCAAGUUUGAGCCUUGUUCUGAAAACCAGACACAGUGCGUUCUGGGCAUUGAUGGUUUUACGUGUUAUAUGCGCAGUCCUGUGGGUGAUAUCUUUAACCCUGAGCACUAUGAGGUGAAUCAAGACAUGACUCAACCUCUUAGCAGCUACUACAUCGCUUCCUCACACAAUACAUACUUGAUGGGUGACCAGCUCAUGUCUCAGUCACGGGUAGAUAUGUAUGCCUGGGUUCUGCAGGCCGGCUGUAGAUGUGUGGAAGUGGACUGCUGGGAUGGACAGGAUGGAGAACCAAUUGUACAUCAUGGCUACACUCUGACCUCCAAAAUCCUCUUUAAAGAUGUUAUCGAGACCAUCAACAAAUAUGCAUUCAUCAAAAACCAGUAUCCAGUGAUUAUGUCCAUUGAGAAUCACUGCAGUGUCCCGCAACAGAAGAAGAUGGCUCAGUAUCUAACUGAAGUGUUGGGUGAUAAACUGGACGUGUCCUCCAUUCCUACAGACCCCUCUGGACUUCUGCCUUCCCCUGAAGCCCUGAAAGGCAAAAUACUCAUUAAGGGUAAAAAACUGCCUCCAAACAUAGAUGAGAAUGCGGAGGAGGGGGACGUUUCCGAUGAAGACAGUGCAGAUGAGAUGGAAGACGACUGUAAACUCAUGAACGGAGAUACAUCUAUGAACAGGAAGCAGGCAGAAAAUGUUGCAAAGAAAAAGUUGGAUAACCUCAUGAAGGAGUCAAAGAUUCGUGACCGGGAGGAUCCAGACAGUUUCACCAUUACUGCGUUGCCACCCCCAGGAAAACCUCGUGACAAGUCAGCCUUAAAGGGAAAGCUUGAAGACAGUAUUGACACUGGAGAUGAGGCCAACGUAGGAGGCAACAAGCAUCUGGCCCGUUCUUUCAUGGGGAACUUCUCCAAAUGCAAGAAAAAGACGAGCAAGAUGAGAAAAUCCUCCAGUUUUGAGGACACAGACACCGAUCAGGAGAGCUCGGGUGGGGCGUCUAAAGGCCCCCCGCAUCACAGCAGAAAGAAAAAGACCAUGAAGUUGUCGCGAGCGCUCUCAGAUCUGGUCUACACUAAAUCUGUGGGCAUACUGGACUUCGAUGCACAAGUGGGCAGCUGUAGUUGGCAGGUCUCAUCGAUGAGCGAGACCAAAGCCCAUCAGCUCAUGCAGCAGAAGCCCGUGCAGUUCAUGCGAUUCAACCAGCGGCAGCUCUCCCGUGUCUACCCCUCCCCAUAUCGCGUGGACUCGAGCAACUUCAACCCUCAACCCUUCUGGAAUGCUGGCUGCCAUCUGGUGGCUUUGAACUACCAGUCAGAGGGCAGAGUACUGCAGCUUAACCGAGCACAGUUUUACGGCAAUGGCAACUGUGGCUACAUCCGGAAACCCGCCUGCAUGUGUGAAGGUUCCUUCAAUCCAGUAGCUGAGGAUCCUUUACCAGGCCGCUUGAAGAAACAGCUGAUUCUUAAGAUUAUCAGUGGCCAGCAGUUACCCAAACCCAAAGACUCAAUGCUGGGUGACCGAGGAGAGAUCAUUGACCCGUUUGUGGAAGUGGAGAUCAUCGGUUUACCAAUCGACUGCUGCAAGGACCAAACCAGAGUGGUUGAUGACAAUGGGUUCAAUCCAAUGUGGGAAGAGACUCUUGUCUUUACUCUUCACAUGCCAGAGAUUGCUCUUAUCCGCUUCCUGGUUUGGGAUCAUGACCCAAUUGGACAGGAUUUUAUUGGCCAGAGGACCAUCGCCUUUAACAGCAUGAUCCCUGGUUAUCGUCAUGUGUAUUUGGAAGGCAUGGAGGAAGCUUCCAUCUUUGUUCAUGUUGCAGUGAAUGACAUCACUAGUAAGGUGCGAGCAGUCAGUGGUAUAAAAGGACUGUUUCACAGAAACCCAAAGCAGGCAUCUCUCGACAGCCAUGCUGCUGCUAUGCUCAGCCGUAAACCAACCUUCGGUGCUCACCUCCUGCGCCGCACAGCCAGUGCGCCCACCAAGGGCCUACCCAAAGUCAUGGGGGGCUUUCCUGAGAUCUCUACUGACACAAAAGACUGCAGCUUGGAGGGUGCCACUGAGAAGCGUGAAUCAGAAGAGGGACCACUUCUCCACCACAAUGGAGACACAGCGUCAGAAAAAUCUUGGGGUCUCAGUACCAAUGGGCAGGUUCACCCUGACGACAGUAAAGAACAUUCUGAAGUGCAAAGUCCAAUUCCCUCUCUGAACAACUCAUGUCUGGAAUGCAUUCCUGAGGAAAUUGAGAAGAACAACCCUGUGACCUCCACAUACAGUCCUGUGGAUCCUUCAUUACAUUGUCCCAGUCAAUCCACUAUGUUGUCUUCACCAUCCAUAGCAAUAAGAAUUUCUUCCAGUAAGGAACCUCUUAAAAACAAUGAUGCCAUUUUGAAACCAUCUCCGCUGACCCAGUGUGUCAGUCCAUAUAGUAGAUGUGGCAAAGAUUUGGGGAACAGCCACAUCAACUCUUCACUCUCAAUGAAUUACCUUGAAAUUGGAUGUGAAACACCCCCUACACCAGACUGGGCAGAUACUGAGGUUGUGAGAAACACAACCAUUGAACCUGAAAUAAAUUCAAGAAAGACUUUAGAGAUAGACACAAUAAAAGAAAGCACCGCCAUUCAUAGCUCUCAGAAGGUUGAGGUGUUAAAGGCUGUGUUUGACAGAGAUAUCGGACAAAAUUCCUUGCAAACUGGACUGAGAACUCCAGUCAGGAGGACCAAAAGUGAAGGACAAGUGAAGGCAGUAAAUACAGUGGACAAACCUUCUGCGGUCCCUAAGGUCUCUAUCGACACUAUUGACAAACUUGACUCCAGCAGCCAUCGGGAUAGUGUGUCAUCGUCUUCCAGCAUUUCCUCCAAUGACACUGUGAUUGACUUGUCCUUGCCCAACCUUACCAGGAAGAGCAUCAACAGCCUUGGUGCAACCCGGGACUAUUCGGACAACCAGGUGUCGAUGGUCAACAGGAGUGGCCAGCCUCGGUCGACCAUUGCACCACACAAUGUCCCAAGUGUCAACAAGAGUAAGUCCAACCCCAACCUCUGGGAGGGUGAGAUGUGCGAGCCAGAGGACGAGUUACAGCCCAGGCCUCUGGUGACCGAGAAAGACGCCAGCCGGCUCAUGCAGAGACGCCACACGUGGAGCAGGUUGUACAUGGAGGGCUUAAAGCAGUCACUGACCCUCGCUUCUUCUGGCUCAAACAGGUCAACCACCCCCUUAGCAAAAGUCUUUGACAGCAGCUCCAAAUCCAAGAGUCUUGGAGAUCUCACUUCAGAUGACAUUGCCUGUAACUUUGAGAGCAAGUACCGCAGCAUUAGUCGCAGUUUCAUUGUGAGGUCCAGUCGCCAACAAGGGAAACUUCAAAAGAUACCACAAAAUGACCUAACGGAGCAGCUCAAGAUGCUCACUGAUGUGGAGCCCCUCACCAGCAAAGACUUUUCUCAAUGCAGGACCGAGGUUGAGGUGGGACAGGACGAGGAGGAGACACCCCCUGUGCGGAGAAGCUCCUCACGGAGCCAAAGCCGGGUGAGAUACAUUGCUAACCGUGCCAGGCAAGCCCAGGAGAGGCAGCGACUACAAAGCCUUAGAACUACUGUUAGCCCCAUUGAAGAGCGUGGCAAUCCAGAAGGAGCUUGUAGUGUACCCCACAGUCCAUGUUCAAGCUUGGACGUCCUAAGCCAGCUUCCUCCAGGACCACCCCAACAAAGCCAUUCAUUGUAGCCAUUCAUUGUAAAAUCAAGGAACAUUUUGAAAUUUCUUAUGUGCUCUUACUGUAAUACACCUUCCAUUUUGGCUUGAUAAAAUAAGUUGCACACAUACUUUUUUUAUAUCCAUUGCUGACCUACUCCUAACCCUGAACAAUGAGCAGUCAAAAGGGAUGAAACUUUAAACUUUUAGAUGCAACGGUUUGCUAGUUUGUACAAAUUAUUUGUAAAUGUGCAUGUACUUUUCGAAAAUAGCCAAAGUUGCAAGACCAGAGGAAUAUUUUUUUUUUUAAAUAGUGUUAAAAUAUGUUUGCACCUAAUCUAAAAUACUAUACAAAACUGAAAUGUUCUAAAAUUUGAUUAUGCCAGUGGCAAUUGUGGUACUGUAAUAUGGAUUGUUAUUUUGUUUUUAUUUGUUUGUUUUUUCAUUUAAAACUGUGUCCUAACCAGGUGUAUCACUUUUUGUAAUUGUGAGUUUUGUGCUAACCAACCUGUAAUCGCGACGAGUGACAGGACAUUUUUUUAGCCAUUUGUUGUUUAUUUCUGAGACAUCACACUAGGUAGUCUCUCCCUUUGUGUAAUUUAAUUGGUCCAAAAACUGCUCUACGUAACUGUAUAUUAAACUUCAAAUGUGUUCUGAUUGACUCUUUUCUGAUUGUGUCACGUCGCAAAGCAUUUUCGCUUUCAAUGUGGAUAGACAAAUUACUUGUCACUAGAAACUUCGUUGUAUUGUCAUACUUAGUUAGGACAUUGUGGAAGGUGAAAUUAUCAACUGCAGCAAUAGAUAAUAUAAUGCACAUUGAGCUGCAAGCACUACUGAUUCAAUUCAAAAUAAUUCCCUGGAUUUAGAUAUUUAUAAGUUUGCCGUGAAAUACUAAUGCAUUUUGUCUGUAUUGUAAGAGGUAUGAGGACAGAUUUGUAAUCAAGCAUGGAAUGUACUUGUCAGAAUAACUUAUUGUCCAUUGAAAUGACUUUUUUAAAAUCGUUUUAGAUGUAGUAAAAUUAAUGACUGCUAUUUUUUCUAUUGUUUUAGUCUGAAAGUUACAGUUAAAUUACAACUGUCAGUUUGAACUUAACAGUUAGCUUCUGAUGUUUCAAAGUGUAGCGCAGUAAAAUGUUCACUUUAUACAGUAGCCAACCUUUUUAAUUUUACUGUGUUCCUUGAUAUUAUUAUUUCACCAAUGGUCUACUGCAGUGGUUCCCAACCCUGUUCCUGGAGGCCCCCAACACUGCACAUUUUGUAUAUCUCUCUUAUCUGACACACCCAAUUCAGGAGUCUCUACUAAUGAGCUAAUGAGUUGAAUCAGAUGUGUUUGAUUAGGGAGAUAUCCAAAAUGUGUAGUGUUGGGGGACCUCCAGGAACAGGGUAGGCAACCACUGAUCUAGUGUAUUCUUAUGUUUGAAAGUUUUAUGAUUUAUAAAUGUACAGUCGGAGUCUAGAUGUAAAGAGUUAUGUAGAUGUUAUUCAAUUUUGUUUUAGGAAGUACACUAAUAUGUUUAUUACUUUUUUUUUUAAAGAACCCUACUCAGUUAGAGGAAAAUAAAUUUUUA
Messenger RNA from Xyrauchen texanus (razorback sucker), 6117 nucleotides. RefSeq names its product phospholipase C, eta 2a (gene plch2a). Gene Ontology annotation, molecular function: calcium ion binding; phosphatidylinositol-4,5-bisphosphate phospholipase C activity. The transcript is spliced from 22 exons. Bases 89 to 4582 code for a protein of 1497 amino acids. The record is from RefSeq and is a predicted model, not a curated record. NCBI's taxonomy places the organism in Eukaryota, Metazoa, Chordata, Actinopteri, Cypriniformes, Catostomidae. Gene Ontology annotation, biological process: phosphatidylinositol-mediated signaling; lipid metabolic process.